CUUGAGCUCAGUGGCCUGUGGUGUGCUCGUCGACCCGUGCGCUCUAAUCUAGUCGGUCCCGGUUUCUGCGUGAGAUUUGGCGGGCAUAAUGUCUUCAUUACGCAACUCUUUACAUCGGCGUAACCACAAGGAGCGUUCGCAGCUUGCCAACCGUUCAAGGCUAGGGAUCCUCGAGAAACAUAAAGACUAUGUCCUCCGUGCGAGGGACUACCACUCCAAGCAAGAUAGGCUCACCCGCCUGCGGCAGAAGGCUGCAGAACGAAACAAAGAUGAAUUCUACUUUGCGAUGAAUCGGCAGAGGACGAGUGGCGGGAUGCACAUACAAGAUAGAGGAAAUACGGCGCUGCCAACAGAUAUUGUGAAAGUGCUGAAGACGCAGGACGAGAACUAUCUGCGGACGAUGAGGACUGCGGGAUCGAAGAAAAUCGACAAGCUGAAAAUCAAACUCAGUGCGCUCGUAGAACUGAUGCGGCCGGCCUCGUUCAGGGAGGAAGACGGGCUGGAAGAGCUGAGCGAUGAAGAAUUAGAAGUGCUCAUCGACGCGAGGAUAUUCCCCGCUCCGCCUCUAAACGGGAGAAGGUCAGGAAGUGGUGUCAAGGGCAAACACAUUGUCUUUGCAGAGAGUGCAGAGGAAGCGAGGGACUUGGUUUUUUCUCGCGAAGACGCGAAGAAGGAUGAAGAUGAAAGAAUGGAAGAAGACGUCAUCGACCUGGGAUGGAGGGGUCUGGAUGAACAUUCAAAGGUCCAACGGGCGCAUGCAUCGGACCAAAAUGGAUCACUCGAGGAUCAUGUUACAGUGGAAGAGAAACGAAGAGGGGCCGCUCUUAAACAUAGAGCACGUCUCCUGAAGGAGCUCUCCGCACGUCUGUUCCGGGACCGACAACUACGCUACGCGGAGAGAGAGCUCGAGAUGCAGAGGCUGCUGAUGGGCAAGGGUGGCGCAAGAAGGCUGCGAGGAGUCGAGAAGGUGGAGAAUGCAGAUGACGACGAUGAGGACGAGGACGAGCCUAGAGGUGGAGACGGGAAGAAGGUGGACGAAAAGGUCUGGAAGCCUAGAGUUUACAAAUGGCGAGUCGAGCGUAAAAAAUGA
Messenger RNA from Laetiporus sulphureus 93-53, 1090 nucleotides. Its product is annotated as small-subunit processome. NCBI's taxonomy places the organism in Eukaryota, Fungi, Basidiomycota, Agaricomycetes, Polyporales, Laetiporaceae. The transcript is spliced from 5 exons. The record is from RefSeq and is a predicted model, not a curated record. Gene Ontology annotation, biological process: rRNA processing. Gene Ontology annotation, cellular component: small-subunit processome; nucleolus. Bases 89 to 1090 code for a protein of 333 amino acids.